UAUAUGUCCAUAUAAUGAAAUAUUAUUCAGCCAUAAAAAGGAAUAAAGUGAUGACACAUGCCACAACGUGAAUGACCCUUCAAAACAUUAUGUUAAGCAAAAGAAGCCAGACAUAAAAGCCCACAUAGUGUAUGAUUCCAUUUGUAUGAAAAUGGUUAGGUGUUUCUCUUUCCUUGAGCGUGAGAAGAAUAGGCAAAACCAUAGAGACAGGAAGUAGAUUAGUGGUUGCCGGGGAGUGGGGGAGGGCAAGCGGAAUUUACUGCUAACAGGUGUAAGGUUCUUCUUGAGGUGAUGGAAAUAUUCUGGAAUUGGAUAGUGAUGAUGGCUGUGCAACACUGUUAAUAUUCUAAAAACCACUGAAUUGUAUACCAUGAAAUUAUUAAAAUGGUGAAAUUUACCUCAGUUUUUAAAAAAUAAUAAUAGCCAUGCAUAACUAGUUCGUUAAGCAAAUCAAACUUUUGGUAAAAUCAAAAUGCAACUUUUUGUUGUUGUUGUCGUUGUAUCCUGCCCUUUAGAAUCUCUUCCAAAUCCCAAAUUACCUGCAUUUAUGCUUGGUGGGACCCAGGGGGCCCAAAUGACCCUUGAGUUGUAGGCCCUACACGCCUGUGGAGACAGUCUGGGUGACCAGCUAAUUUCUGUGUGAACAGUGAUGCAGCCAGAUUCUAACAUGAGAUGUUGGGUGGGAGUAGAGAGGUUGGGGGUGGAUCAAGCCAGCAAGCCACUGGGUGAUGGGAAGAGGAGGAAGUAGUGAAGACUUUCCCAGAUUUGGGGGAGAAGAAAGAGAAGCACCAUUUCUGCUUCAAGACGCAUGUGAAGAGGUGUAGAUUCAGAUGCUCCCAGCGUCCUUGCCACCUGGUCCAGAUGGAGUCCUCAGGCAUCACAGAGUUCACCACCCCCUUCGAUUAUGAGUCCAUAAGCUUUCUGUGUGAGAGCAAGACCUUUGUCUUUGCUACCCUCACCACCACCAUCCUAUACUGCCUGGUGUUCCUCCUGAGUCUUGUGGGCAAUGGCCUGGUGUUGUGGGUCCUGGUGAAGUAUGAGAGCCUGGAGUCUCUCACCAAUGUCUUUAUCCUCAACCUGUGCCUCUCAGACCUGGUUUUCUCGUGCCUGUUGCCCGUGUGGAUUUCGGCGUACUACUGGGGCUGGGUGCUGGGAGACUUCCUCUGCAAGCUUCUCAAUUUGCUCUUCUCCGUCAGCCUCUAUAGUAGCAUCAUCUUCCUGACCAUCAUGACCAUCCACCGCUACCUGUCUGUGGUGAGCCCGCUCUCAACCCUGCGCAUCCACACCCUUCGUUGUCGUGUGCUGGUGACUACAGCCAUAUGGGCAGCCAGCAUCUUGUCUUCCAUCCCCGAUGCCAUCUCCCACCACGUGAUCUCUGGGCACUGUGAUUAUUCAGAACUCAAAUGGUUCCUAGUCUCAGUUUACCAGCACAACAUCUUCUUUCUGCUCUCCUUGGGGAUUAUCCUGUUCUGCUAUGUGGAGAUUCUCAGAACCUUGCUGUGCUCACGAUCCAAACGGCACCACAGGACGGUCAGGCUCAUCUUCACCAUCGUGGUGGCAUACUUCCUCAGCUGGGCUCCGUACAACCUGAUUUUGUUUCUGAAGACACUGUGGCGUCUCGGGAUCAUCCAGAGCUGCGAGGUCAGUCAGCAGCUGGAGUAUGCUGUGCACAUCUGUGGCAAGGUUGCUUUCUCCCACUGCUGCUUCAACCCAGUGCUGUAUGUCUUUGUCGGGAUCAAGUUCCGCAGGCACCUCAAAAGUCUGCUUCGGCGGUUCUGGCUCUGCAGGCAGCAGGCGCCCAGCUCUUCCCCUACCCCACACUCCCAAGGGGCCUUCAACUAUGAGGGUGCCUCUUUCUAUUGAAAGCAAGUUUGGUGGUAUAGGCAAGACGGACAGUGGACCUGGAGUGGGAGUAAGGAGAAGUGAGGCAGGAAGGAGUACUGUAGAAGAGCACAACAGUGGGGAUGCUGCCACUGCAGAGGUGAGGGUGAAAGAAAUACUUUAUACAAGCAAGUCCUACAUAUCCCCUCAUCUGAGGAAAAGUGGCUUCCCAGCUGGGAAUUUUAUAUUGCUAUCCAGAAAAACAUUUCUUGGAUUCUGAGUUCAUCACUCAUUCCUUCAUUGAUUCACUCACUUAGACAUGGAUUUCUUAUCAUUGGUUGGUUCAGAAGGUACUAAAACACGGAAGGAUUCCCAGAAAGGGGCAUCUUUCAAGGCUUUAUGAAGGGCUGAAGGUCAGAGUGUAUGAUAAUUAUGCCAAUGCAAUUUGCUGGCAAGAUGGUCUCUCCCUUCCCUCACCAAAGGAUUGUCCCAACUGAUCAGUUCACUGUGGAGGCGGCUGGCUCUGUAUUCUUCAGUGACUGCUGGAUGGAACUGUCUGCAGAACAAAAGUCACCACACUCUCCAAGAGCCACAGUCACAACAAAAUCUGGCUCCUAAAAACCCACCACUAGAUUAGAGACAUGUUCUAUACGGUAGCUCAAGUUCCUGGCACAUAUUCAAAAUAUUCAAUAAAUAUUUUAUUGAAGGAAUAAAUAUAAUAAGUGCUACCCUCUGCACUAAACAUUUGUUUGUAGGAUACAACGAUAAGUGAGAUGAGCUCCCACCCUCAAGGUGCCAACAGUCCAAGUUUGAAGGUCCAUAUAUGUAAAUACCCACCUCGGUGAGGUCUUGUACGUUGGAGAUUCCUCCAACACCUUGUCCUUUCCAUGUAGAUAUUGAGCUGACACUUCAUAUUCAUCACUUUCCAUCGAAAAUGUCCUUCUUUUGCUUGGUUGGUGGCACCAGCUUCCCCCUAGCCACUCACCUUUCAAACCUAAGCCAUCUUUGAGUCCUGCAUCUUCUUUACUUCCACUCCCACGGUCAGGUCCUAUUGGCUCUGCCUGCCAGUGUCUCUGAGUUAUUCCUGCCAUUCCACACCUACAGCUUCAUCCUUGAAUCAGGGCCUCACUUCUGUAGUCUCCUUGCUGUCCCUCUCUUUUCCCACCAGGCUGUCCUCUGCACUGACACCAGGCUGCUUCAAAACCUUGAGUAGCUCUUCACUGCAUACAAAUAAAGUCCAAAUACUUUGGCAAGGAUUUCAAACCCUCUGCAAUCUAGUGCCAACUAACCUUUCCACCCUUAUUCUGAACUAAGUAUCCCUCCCCUAAGAACCUUGGGAUCCAGACAUAAAAUACCAUUGGCUCCUUUGCAGGCACCUUUUUCCCCAAUCUUCUGCCUCUGAGCCUUUCUCAUACUUCUCCCCAGUCUACAAGCCCCAGAUGAAAGACCAGCUCCUCCAGGAAGCUCUCCCUGACCUGCAAAUCUAAAAGACUCUAUGACUUUCCAGGGCACUCUUUUUGUCCCCCUCUAAUAUGUUGGUAUUUGUCAUGCUUCACCUUGCAUUGUAGUUAUAUACCUGCAUGUCUUAUCUCCCUGCCUCAUCAGACUGCAAGCCAACUGAGUAUAGGAGCCUGGGUUUGAUCCCUGUCAAGCAUGGAUCCUGGGGUUCUAUUACUGUGUGCUGAGUGUGAUCAAAGAAUCCCAGCCAUCCUUAUACUUCCAAUUUAUGCUUUUAGAGAACCUUGUUGUGGGGCAUAUUUUGCCUUCCUUGCCCAGGCUGCUUCUCUAUGGAUACUGACCUUUCUUCCCUAGUCCACACUCUCAGAGUAUGCUGCUUAUGCCUGUCUGUGGCAAUGACUAUGCUUGACCUUCCAUUCUAGUUAGUGGUACACGUGCCUCCCUCUUACACAGGCAUAUAGGUUCACACCUAUGGUUGUAGAUAUAUAAGCCACCCUCUAAACUUUGUGAUAAUGGACUCAAACAUACCAACGGUCAUGGAGAUGGCACAAGACUGAGCAACGUUUCAUUCUGUUAUACGUAAGCUUGCUAUGGGUUGGAACUGACUAGACAGCAAUUAACAGCAACAAGAAAACUUUGCCAUUCCAUACAUACCUGGGUCGAAUCUAUGAACCGUAUUCAGCUCUGGAGUGGAUCCCUUGGAAAAGCUUCCCAGGUGAUUCUGAUAUGCAUUCCACUUGGAAUUACUGCAACUGGCUGCAACUUUUUGAAAAUGGGAACUUCAGAGUCUUCCACAGUCCCUUGAAGAGGACUUUGCAUAUAGUAGGCACUCAGUAGUUGCUUGUUGAAUAAAGUAGCUACUAAUUUAGUACUCAGCUGAAAACUUUACAUAAACAUAAAUUAUAAAAUGCUUUAUAUUUUCCCCUUUGGUUCCAGCUGCAGCUUCAAAGAUCUAUUUGCCAUUGGGUGGCCAGCCUUAGAGAAGUUUAGCUUGGCCAGGGAGGAACAAGGACCUAGUUUUAAAAAUGAAUCCAGUAGCACCUGCUGGAGAGGAGCGGGCUGUGCACCAGGGAAGGGAUAAAGUUCUUGUGGACUUGCUAACCAAUAGGACAGCCAUUCAUUCAUCUCUGAUAAAAGAAACGGCAAAUGGAAGGAGAUAAUGAGAUAGUUUGUGGGUUCAGAGGUAGGCCUAUGGGCCUUUUGUCAAACUAAUUAUUCAGCACCUCUUCAAAGUGAUAUUAUUAAAGUAUUUAUUCAACAUUUAAUUAGAGAACAGACUGAGCCCAGAGAGCAGGAAAGCAGAAGACACCCACUCACACACCCACUUGGCCAAACCAAAGUACCACAGAGUUUGAAUGCACCCUUCUUAGAAGGCAGGUUUGGGGUUAUGUGGCGUAGUGGGUGGAAACCCUGGUGGCACAAUGGUUAAGUGCUAUGGCUGCUAACCAAGAAGUCAGCAGUUCAAAUCCGCCAGACGCUCCUUGGAAACUCUAUGGGGCAGUUCUACUUUGUCCUAUAGGGUCGCUAUGAGUCGGAAUCGACUUGACGGCAGUGGGUUUGGUUUUUGGUUUUACCACCACAAAGCUUGUUCCUUGAAAGGCUGACUCCACCCUCUCUUCAUCCCAUCCCAUUCCUUCCCAUCCCAAAAUGCUUAUCCAAGUAUUUAUUGCAACACAUACAGCCACCUCCCUGGAGCGUUUUAUUAAAUACAAUCAUGUCCAUUUCUUUACAUUUCUAGCCAUGUUUUGGUAUCCCCAAAGACUAGCUCUAGGACAAUCCUUAAUCAGGAGUCUUCUCCUAAUCUAGAUCCUUAAGAAUCCAAGGAAAGAGGCACAAAGGAAGAGAAGUAUGGAUGGGAAGACCGAGGGAGUGUUCAGGAGACUGCUGAAAAUGAGCAGCCAGAGAGCUGCACAUGAGUGGCCAAACUCUGCAAGACAUUCUUUGACCACAACACUUGCUGGCCACAAACCUCCUGCCCUUCUCUUCCCAUGACCCACUAAAACUACUGUUCGACUUCAGCUGGACCCUUCCAGGCCAGUCCCAUCAUCCAGUCAAAAACAAGUGCCUUGGCAGGGCUACAGACCUCUUGCCACUUCUGGAACGUAAAAAAAUCCACAGCAUUUCCACCGCCUGGCUCCCUCAGAUAAAAUCAGGAAGAAAGGACCUCGCUGAUCUCUGCACAGGAGCAUGUCUCCCAGUUCAGGAAUCCCCAGACCUCUGGUGGCCCCAGCUAGACUGGAAGUUCCUCAGGGCACAAAUCCAGUGUUUCGCGUUUCUAGAAACUCCUUCAGUACCCAGAAAUGUUUGUGGUUAGUUGAGUGAGUGAACACAAGACUUUUUUUUUUUUCUGUUCUAUUUUCUCUUUUCACACUUGCCUACAUUACAUCUUCUGGUCAACACCAGGUACCCACCCAGUAGGCUUCCCAAGAACCUCGUCUCUAGGAUCCCCCAGCCCUAACAUCUCCUGGUUCAUUUGGAGUUAAUCUUUGCUGAAUUCCUGAAAGCUCUCAUUUGUAAAAUCUGCCUAUGAUGGGACAAAGAGGCCUGGAGUAUGGAAAGUCCAAUAGAACAGAUCCCCAAAGUAAACUAAAAAGGGUCAUGAGAUUGGAGCCCUGGACUUAUACCCCAAGUCUAAGCUCUUUUACUUAGCCACUGUGUUCUUGGGGGAGUCCCUGGAUUGUGCAAAUGGUUAACAAGCUCAGCUGCUAACUGAAAGGUUGGAGGUUCAAGGCCACCCAGAGGUACCUCAGAAGAAAGAUCUGGAGAUCUACUUCCAAAUAAUCAGCCAUUGAAAACCUUCUGGAGCACAGCUCUACUCUGACACACAUGGGGUUGCCCUGAGUUGGAAUCGACUUGAUGGCAACUGGUUUUGGUGACCUGGGCUUCAGUUUCCUCAUCCAUAAAACUGCAGAGAUGCCAAUAAUCCAACAACACAGACUCUACUCAUAUGAUGGGGUAUGUGUGAGAUCAUGUAUAUAAAAAUACUUAUUUUAAACCAUUCAGGCUCAGACAAAUAUGAAUUACUGACAUAAUCAUCUCAUAAAAACAGAAAGCCUCGCUUUAUUUUAUGCACAAAUUAAAGAUCAGCAUGUAUCGAUUUACCUCUGACUUGUUAUGCUCCCUCAUUUCUACCCUAGAGCAUUAUAAUUCCUAAUCUCUAUUUAUGGGGUAUCUGGGUUAGGACUUGGGGUAAAGGAAAAGAUACAGAAGGGGGAUUGGAGAAAAAAGUCUGUGUGGCUCAAGAUGAUGGGAAACUGGCUCGAUUAAAAUCUUAGGCAAAAUUGCCCAGGAGGCUAAGACUGUCUUAGUGCUCCAUGGCUCCGUUUUCUGUCCUCCAUCUCUUCCCUGGCCUGAUAUGCAAGUCUUCUGUGUUUUUUCUGUCUUCUGACCCAUUUGUGUCUGAAAAAGGACCUUCCAGAAAUAUAGCCCUCCAACUGGAAGGAAUACUACUGCUUCCUGGCGGGAAUUUCAGGCAUCCUGAAGGGAGGUACUUUGGAAUUUAAGGGGAAAGUUUGGGAAGGGGAAGAACGGUUAUCCUAACUCCUCAUCAAGUUACGCUGACUAUAGAGCUCUCUUCUCCACUUUGGGACUAGCUCAGAUUUUAGGUGUGGGGUUGUCGCAACCUCCUAAUACACCCCCACUGGCCCCUUCACAAAAAGAAGUUUGGCCAGAGGAACCAAAGGAGGCCAAGGUUAGCCCAGUUCCUUGACUUUGACAAUUUCAGAAAAUCAGUUUUGAACAUCUCUCAUGCUUAGAGGAAGAAAUGGGCAUACGAUGGGCAUAAGGAAUUGGGUGAUUGUAGGUGAUCGUGGGGGAUGAGACAGGAGUGCAGACAUCCAGGUGGUCCCUUGGUCACAUUUGUGGAGUGCUUCUCUGUGCAAGGGCAGUACAAAGCCCAGGUUGGGGCAGGGGGGAGCGUGGUGGGAGGAGACCACAAACAUGAAUGAGGCUCAUUUUCAUGUUGGCCACCCUCUGGUUAUUCUCAUUCAGGGAAAUGUUUCCAUAAUAUUACUCCAAUCCCAAGAAAUCCUGUUUGUUUUCCAAAAUGACAUGAUGGAAAAAAAAUGACAUAGCUUGAUUAUCUACACAGCUGAAGAUGCACACGAACAUGUCAUUAAAACUAUUCCAAAACAUUUUGCAAUGAACUUUGAGUUUGAGGUAGGAAGUACCCACCACCACUCUGGUUAUAACUGUUU
Molecule: messenger RNA, 7475 nt
Organism: Loxodonta africana (African savanna elephant)
Lineage: Eukaryota; Metazoa; Chordata; Mammalia; Proboscidea; Elephantidae
Gene: XCR1
Product: X-C motif chemokine receptor 1
Exons: 2
Coding region: 862-1863 (333 amino acids)
Biological process (GO): immune response; calcium-mediated signaling; G protein-coupled receptor signaling pathway
Cellular component (GO): external side of plasma membrane; membrane
Molecular function (GO): C-C chemokine receptor activity; C-C chemokine binding
Source: RefSeq, a predicted model, not a curated record